Messenger RNA from Anas platyrhynchos (mallard), 11299 nucleotides. RefSeq lists its product as uncharacterized. NCBI's taxonomy places the organism in Eukaryota, Metazoa, Chordata, Aves, Anseriformes, Anatidae. The record is from RefSeq and is a predicted model, not a curated record.
UGCUGCGCGGCCGCCAUCUUGAGUGCUGGCAAGCCUCCCCUACCGCGGCAGGGCGGCCAUCUUGGACGAGGGGUGAGGCGGGGGAGCGGCUGGCAGGGAGGUGAAGCCGUGGCCGACAUGUUGAGUGAGGGCAGCGGGUUUUUUUUCCUUUUUUUUUUUUUUUUUUUUUUCUUUUCUCCUGGCGGCCGUUAUUUCCGCAUAACGGCUCCCCGACAACUUCCACGGACCCUCGGGUCUCCCCCAGUCUGCACAGCCCCUCUGGUGCCUCAGGGAGCGGGCUGGGGUCUGCAGCUGCGAGCCCCGUGUUGCGGUGCUUUCCGUGCUCUCACCUAGUGAAUGUGAGGGAUUUAAGUCUUAUUUUUUUUUUAAGAGGUGCCCUGUGGCUGCGCAAGGUGGAGCCUGAGGGAGGCUGCUCGGGUGCGGAGCCGGGAAUCCUGUCAGGAGCCGUGCCCUGCCCUCACGGCUGCCGCGGUGAGGGGGCUCGGGGCCGUGAGGGAGUUUGUCCGCGGAGAGGUCCGGCAAACCGGUGGGAACAUAAAAAAAAAGAACCCCCAAAAUAGAGCUGAGGAAUCGAGGAGGAUCUAUCGGAAUGUUUCAGCGAGGAAAGUGGCAGGAGGAGAGCUGAGAGAGGACAGUGCUUCGCAGUGGGAGCAGCGCUGCAGAGGAUGGGUGCCCCUGGUGUGAGGACUCGCUUAGUGUGAGAAAUGCAGUGUAAAGCUUGUGCUGACCUGGCAGGAGAGGAGGAGAAGCAAUGAGGGGACUGGAAGGUCCCGAGUACCCCCCCGCAGGAGGCUGGAGCAGGCGAUUUGGGUAACUGUCCCUCGUGAGCUGGCCGAGGCCGAGUCCCAAGGGAAGCCCAGCGUUGGUGGGGCCGCUGUGGGUGGCAGCGUGGCCCGUGGCAUCAGGCAGCGAGGCUGUGUUUAGGGCUGCGUGUUGUUGGGCGAAUUGCAGCCUCUCGGCCAAGUCAUGCGGCGCGGCUGCUUUGAAAUCCUCGCCGCAAACUUCUUAAUGACAUAAGCUAAUUGUAUAAGUCGGACGGCUAUCGAUUGCUCAUUACGGAGGGGGGAGCUCCUAUUGACAUGCACAUCCCGUGGUUGCACAACGUGAGGGGUGUACGGGGAUGUCCCUGCACCCAGCUGUGUGAGCGGGGGGCUCCCAAGGACUCCCCAAAUCCUCACGGAGAGACCUGCAAAGCUGCCUCAGGCCGAGGCCACCAGCUCUGCUUGGGAUGCCAGGAAUCCCCUGCCUUCACCAUAGCACAAGUGACCUGUCCCAGCAAGCAUGCUGUAAUGAUGCUGUUGAUGAAUUUAGGGUCCAGGGGGGGAUUUGGAGAGUUGUCACUUCCUCACAACUACGAUGUGGUGGCAUAAACAUCCCUCCAGCAACGUGACACGGGACCUUGCACGUGUCAGCUGGCUUCCCUGUGCCUCCACUUAACCCAUGCGUAGGGCUGGGUGGAUGAACGUUGCCGUCCUUCCUCCGCCACGGCGCUCUGAGGAUUAAUUACUCACGCUCUGUAAAGUGGUGUGGAAGAAGCUAAGUCAUUGCAGUGUUUAGGCUUUCAAUAUGACGGUGCACGUCUGUUGGGAAACGCUUCCCAAUCACUAGGUGAUGCCAUUCGAGAAAUCAAGAGCUACUGAGAGCAAGGAAAGAUUGUGCAAGUGUUUAGAUGCUUGGCUACUUUUUCAGUAGCGUCCACUAAUUUGGCGAUGUUUUCAUCGUUGGAUGCCCAGUGGAAAUGGCUCAUCAAAGCUCACGUUAGUGUGUAUAGCUCUGCUGGAAGUCACGUACAGAAGCCGUGUCUUCUGCAGCUGUACCAGCACAAUUAGGCACGAAGGCAGUGGGGAUCCCUGUGGCCCUGAUUUUGGUCUUGAAAAACCACUGGACUGUUUUCAUCGUGCCAAAACAUUGGGUGUCAGCCCUCACCACAUGGAAAAGCACCUUCCUCGAAUACUGAAUCCAUAAAGAGCGCGGUAACGUGAAACUGUUGUGCAUGGGAAAUGGACGGCUUGCGAGCGGUGAGCCGAGUGCCCUCACAACUUCACCACAAAGAGGAUCCGGAGGGAAUCUGAUGGUUUGUUCAGCUCUGGUGCGCUGCUCACCUCUGCCCUCACCGAUGCUGAUGCCAUUGUGCUUUUUUGUGCUGGCCUAAGAGAGAAGGGGAGUCACCCAAAGGUUUUGCGUUUUUAUUUGGAGGUACAGUGUUACAGGAUGCCCAGAGAGCUCUUUUCAUAACACAUCAUCUUUUCCUCUGCUGCACGGGGAGCUGCUUUAUUGAAUCAGAUUAAAUUUAUUGGACAUAAAAUCAGGCCAGCCAGUACUUUGUGCCAAAGCUGGAGUUCCUGUGAGGAGAGAGGUCAUUAUUAUGGCUCUGUUCUGUAGCUGUUUUUAAUUGAACUUUCUCAUUUUGGAAUAAUUAAAUAGCAAGACUCGGCCAUUUGGCCAGCUGCUUUGCCUUGUGUUUGUCUUCUUUGGCGUGUUUUCCAAAAACGAGCACAAAUGCAACGUUUGUUCUGUUGGCCGUGGCAGGAGUGACUGGAACAACCUGUGGUAUGAAGCUAUGAUGGGGGAGGAUGUUCCCAUGUUUUUGAGGCUGGUCUGUGCAUUUCUGUUUCUCUGCAAUGUUCUCUUCUCACCCUACAGCAACCCAGGAAGACACUGAAAAUCCUGUUUGCACCACGGACAAGGCGAGGCAGCCAGAGCAGCUUUGCCCCCUUGUGCCACUGUCCUGCCUGUGUGACGGCUGCUCCUGUGGUUUCUUCUAGGGAGGUGUUCUCCAGCAGAAGAGGACUGCCUACCUCUGCAUAGAUCAGCACUCAGGGGAGUAGGGCUACGUUUCUGGGCAGCACUGUGCCUCCCAUCCAUGGGGGAGCUUCCUUGAAACCCACUUUGCCCACAGGUUUUCCUAUGCAAAGGGCUGUGGGGUGCGUGCCACCAUCUAAGCUACUGCACUCAUUCUUUUCCAAAAGGAGAGGUCUGAGCCAAAUCUGUUCCCUCACCCGUGCAGUCCUGUUAAACCAUCUGCACAGAAUGGGCCCCGUGUAAUAUUUGCACCAACCUUCUCAACGGGGAAGGUCUUGUUUCAUGCUUGAGGGUCUGAGCUUGUAGGUCUGGUGGUGGAAGCUGGAGCAACACGACAAAUAUUUUCCCUCCACUGAAAUAAUGCCAAUAUCUACGUCUCUGAACUUGACAGGUUGGCCAAGCACAAAGCCCUUUGUGGAUUCGUACCCCCAUCCAGUUCUGGGCUCGUACAGCUCUUUGCUUGGUGGAGCCUGGGACUCCUGAAAUACUGAGAAUUGGAAAAAGAUUAAAAAGAAGUGGCCCGGUGUGAACACCAUUUGGGAACAGUUAAUGAUGUGCCCAGCCCAGCCACCAAAGCCAUUGCUGAGAACUGGCAAACCCAGAACUUCAUCUUAAUCCCAGCACCUUGUAUCUUGCAGCCACUCCCUUUGAUGAUUUAAAGAGGUGUAUCUAAUUCGUAGCUGGCCUUCACCGAGAAGGAAUGCAGCACGAUCGCAAUUUUGGUGUGGUAUAAUUACCCUGCCUUUCUUGCCCCAUUACCACUGACACUGCUCUCCUCACGCCUGGCUUUAUAGGCUGACUUGUACAACCUCUCGGGUUUGUUUUGCUUUUUUAAUGACGUUGGUGAGAAGAUGGGAGGUGUUUGCUGGUUUCGUGGAAGCUUCCUUUGGUUUCUGGGUGGUAUGGCACUCAAGUCCUCGUUCCCGUAGGACUGAAAGAGUUGAAUAAUAUGAUAAAGGAGAAAGUCUGGCAAUAAAUUCAAUUCAGUGGUUUCUCCUAUCAGAAUUAUUGAGGUGCUGAUAAACAACCGGCUUCUUUUCUUAGACUUUGUUGGCUUUGCCACUGCAAAUCAUUGGGCAAACGUCUAGGAGAGCAGACCCGACCUCAUGUAAAUUUGCCCAGCACAGGGGCCCAAGGCAGAGGUUUGGAGAGGGUAGUGCUGGCGGCGUGUAGGGCUGGGUGGAAGUCAGCAACGGGCUGAAGAACCAAGUCGGAGACAUGGACUUCUCUUGCCAUGCGUCUUCAAAGAGCCCGAAGAAGGAGAUUCCCUUGGCACUGUGUACCGAGACUAAAGGGCAAGGUACCACGUACCCACAGAAAUAUUCACGGCCCUGCCCUCCCACACCCACCCACGGGAAUCAGAGAUGACAGUUAGCAGUACGGACAGCGCAGGGAGGGUGUCCAACGUGCCUGUGCGUUUUCACAAGUUAAUGCUGGCUCAUCUUCAUCAACAGAAGAAGGAAUCCAGGACCAGAAGCAGCACCCCCUCUUCCGAAGGCUUUCCGUAGUGUCUGAGUUUUAUACAGAUCAGAGCUUCAAGUUCAAACUUGACAUUUAUUUAAAGUGGCUUCCUCGCAUCUCAUUGCUUCCUGAUUUAUUCUGGUCGGAGUCUUGCCCUAAGGGUUUCAAGCCUCUUGCUGUGCACGAGUCCGGUGGGGAACUCAUUUUUUCUGGGGCUCUCAGUAACAGAUCGGGUAAACCGGUGUUUAAGGAGAUUGGCCCGAGUGAGUCAUUUGAUCGCACACCACUGCUGCACGCCUGGUGCAGCGCGUGCGUCCAUCAGCAAUAUUUGUCUUGCAGGUUGUUUACUGGAGUCUGCACUGGGAACCAAGGAGCCUUCGAACAACCCCGGUUCAGCUGACACAUCUGCCCAGGCAGGCAACGAGGACAUUCGUGUGGAGGCACGGACAGACAGACACUCUGCUUUGGAGCAGCGCCGCUUUGCAGUGUCUCUGGAUCGAGUACGGGUUUCGCUGCCUUUGCACAUCAGCUUCAGGAGCUGUGUUCUCACCAAGGCUCUUCUGCGGUCUGAACUCAUCUUCCCUUUUGGAUCAUGUGAGGGCCCAGAGGCAUUGUUUAUGGGGAGACCUCAAAGACCUGGUAGCACUUCAGUUUUCCAGAUAGGAAAACCGAGGCCCAUUUUCCAAGCAAGAAACUCUGAGCCAGUGGUGUAGAAACUGGGUCUCCUACCUCUCACAUGCCAUCUCUCCAAGCACUGGGAAACUGUUUUCAAAAGAACCAAAGGCUGUAAAUUACAGGACCUCAACACAGAGUUUGCAAGUGAAAGUGAGUUUGCUAAACAGAUUUUUUUUUUUCUCCUCCUGUGUGCUACGAGUGACACUUCCACUAAGCACUGCAGUGGGUGCGUUCCCUGUGUGUCUGGUUACUGCUGAAGAGAUGUUUUAACUGGAGGAGAAAGCCCUCACUCAUUAGCAAUGACUUCUGUUCUACUGAUUGGCUACUUAAGGUUUUACAACCCCAAGUGCCUCGCUAAUACUCUUCUCUUAACACCAAGUCUUUCUGCAGGUUACCAGUAUGUUCCUCAGACUUGCAAGGCUUUGUAGACUGCUGUUCAAAACCAGCUAUUUUGAAAAAAUACACAAAUCGUAGAAUCACAGAAUCCUCAUCACAAAUGGUGGUGGAGAAGGGACAACCGCUUGAAGGUCCCUCUUCUUCACACUUUACCAGGAGAAUAUCCUUCUGCUGGGCUAUGUACUCAUGGUGCCACAUCCUUUCUGAUUCAUGAACUUCACAUUCCUUGCUGCUCAGUGGCCUGGUGUCAAGACGAGUUGGGGAAUACUUCCCUCUCUCCAGCCGAUGUGAGUGCUUUGAAAGGAGACGUUGUCUUGAUCUCUGUUAGGCUGCAGAUGGCACUUCCACAUCUCCUUUGCCUUUGAUGUGUGUCCUUGUCCCCUUGGUUGAAGCACCAAACAAAUGUUCUGAGUGACUGCUUCUGCCAGUGGCUCAUGCUGGAGGUGUAGGUGGGUAGAUGGGAUUUGGGAAUUCCACUUCUGGAGCCAGGCACCUUGAAGGGACGUGUGGGAGUUGCUGUUACCACACCUGAGCCCUUUGCCAAUCUGGGGCCUGAGCGUCAAAGGCCCCCAGUUCACAUUCAUUGUCACCACUGCCGUACCGACACAGAAAUAGCAGCUGUAAGGGGCCAAGUGAAUCAGAGUCAGACUCAUCUCAAGAUAUCUCAUCUCAUCUGUCCGGCUCAGGCACCAACAGGUCGAUAGUGGAGACUCCCUUUGUAAAGAUAAAAAUUGCUACAAAGUCGAGAAUCGCAGAUACCAACAGAAUGCACAAUAUAACCGGCAACGCAGAAGGCUUCUGCCCUGAAGACAUUUUCCUGUAAACAGAUGGCAAGCAGAAAAUGGGCCAGGAAAGCCAGAAAAACUCUGCCUUGGCUAUUCAUCUAUUUUGGAAAGCUUUUUCAAGACUUCAAAAUCACUGUCUACGAAUGAGGAGCAAAUAUGGCAUGCUGUGAUCUUUUGCACACAGAGGAGAUUGAGGUCUUGAUAAGAAGCAGCGGUGGGAAAGGAGAUGUUCAUGUCCUUGCUGCUGUUCCACAGCAGUUGUUUUGUUUUUCCUUUCUUCAGCCUGCUCUCCCAGAGGCACAGACGACAGCGCUUCUUGGCCCAGCUCUGGCCAGCAGCAAGGCCCUUCCCUAACAUGGGGCAGCUUCGGGAUUCUUCUCGCAGAACCCACCCCGAUGGCUUCCCCGCUACCAAAGCCUUGCCACAGGAACCCACUGCACAGCACUUGUGGCCACUGAGACCUGCGCAGAGCGAUUCCUCGUUCCUGGAAGCAGCGCCACGCGCCUGAGAGAAGAGGCUGUGUGAAGAGGUGCAGAGAUGAGAUAAGCAAGGUACAAAGACCCUUCAGUUUUACACCUGGAGGACCCUGAUGGUAUAACCUGAGCUCUUCUCCAAGCUCUUUCUUUACAAGAUAACCAGAUGACAAAGGACAAACAAGCCUUAGAGGUAAGGUGACAAAAGUGAGGAGGAGCAGUGCUGGAGUCAUGAAACACCCAGAUGCUCAGCUUAAGAUGCCUGUUGCCUGAUUGGGAGAUGCAUUGAAAGCUGCCGAUUAUCGUUGACUCUACAGAGUUGAAGCAUAUAAAGUGCCACAAAAAUGCUAUAAGAAAAAUCAGGCCACCUGUGACAAAGCAGGCUUUCCAUAUAAAAGGUUCUUGAUGACCUGGAUGCUGCAGCUAUAAAACGAAGACACAGAAGUUUAAACAACACAAAACUGCAGUCCAGCUGGGCUGUUUCAAGAGGAGGGUCACACAAGCAGGUUUCUUGUUUCUCAUACCUGUGCUCUGCCUGCCAGCUCCAGAAAGAGCUGCAUGCUGCUGCACUCCCAGUCUGAUGCUGUAGACGCUGCCUGCCAGACGCUGCUGCAGACUCUUGGGCUGGCCUUGAAGUAGGCAAACUUACCAACACUUACCCAGGUUCAUCAAUUGAAACCCCUGUGGAUGAUGGAAAUCUAACAGGUCUUCCAGUGAAGAUACACCAGAAAGAUAAGCCUGAGCAGCGGAGACGUCAGCAGCCGAUGGUAGCUGAACUACAGCUGUAAGACUGCCAAAAAAACUCUGAACUGUGCGGAUCGUUGACUGUCAGGACAACGUAGAUUUGGCCAGACAAGUGAGAUCAAAGGACCAUCUAGCCACGUAUACUGGCUCAGAGUGGCCAACAAUCUAUAUUCAAGGAAAAAAAUUAAAGACUAAGGAUAAAAUGGACUCUAUAUACAAGCUGAAGAUUUUUGUGAUGCUUUUAUCUGUUGCUACUUUCACAGUCAUGGUGAUACUGAAUGCUGGAAAUGCCACUGGAUUAUUCAAAGGUCUGUUCCGGACAACCCCUGGAAACAUCUCGGAUAAGUACAACACUGACUUCACACCAGCUGGCUGGACUUUCCUCAUCUGGAAUGUCAUCUAUGCCUGGCAGCUUGCCUGGCUCCUGUACGCCUUGUCAGGGAUCUGUCGAAGGAAUGAACUUGGAUGUGUAUACAUAAAGCCAGACUUGUUGCCAAUACCUUUUUACGUGGCAUGGAUUCUAAAUAAUGGACUCAACGUUGGAUGGCUAUUUCUGUGGGACCGAGAAUACCUCCUCCCAGCCCUGGUGAUCCUGGUAGCCCUCACUCUUACCAUGUAUGCCGCUCUCUUCAUCUCACACAGAGCCUUGAGUAUCCAUUCCUCGUGGUUUGUGAAGGGUCACAAAGCUGAACUCUGGCUCAUCCGGAUCCUAGUCCAGAACGGGCUGGCGCUGUAUGCCACCUGGACCACCAUUGCCUCUCUGCUGAAUUUUGCUGUUGUGUUGAUCUACAAGUGGAAUGUGUCCAACGAGAUAGCAACGACUACCUCUCUGAGCAUCCUUACUCUCCUCCUACUAAUAUGGUUUUAUCAAGAAAACUUCUUUCUUGACAAGUACGUCCGUUAUAACCUCACUAUCUACCCAGUGGUCAUAGUGGCUCUGGCUGGCAGCGCGUGCAAGAACUUCUCACUCUCAUCCCCAACCACCAAUGGCAUUUUUAUAGUUACACUGCUGGCAGUGACUUGUUUUAUCUUUGCUGUUCGCCUGGGAUUAGUCAUCUGGAGGCACUGUAAGAGACCACUGGAAGCACCAAGAACCCCACAUCCAUCAGGCACAGUGGCCUGAGACCUCUGACAUGGUGAUGUUGUGGCAGAUACUUCCGAGGGAGAAAUGAGAAUUGGGCAUCCUGUAUCCACUGCUCCUUCCUUCCAGUAUCAAUUGUCUUUUUUUCUCCUCUUUCUUUGUUCUGAAUUAUUAGGGCUUGUGUCUACAAAUCAGCUCUCCUCCCAUGUUCUCUCAGAUCAGCUAGGCACAGCCCCACCUUGAAUCUGCACCCUCCUUCAUUUUUUCAACUCUGCAUCAGUGGAGGAAGAGGUCCUGCAGCUGAGCAGCUCUGAAAACCUUCCUGAUGACUAAGCUGGGGCUCUGCUCCUUCCAGUGUGAUGAAGGCUGUCAAGAGAUGCCUGGCAGGCUUGCACAGACAGUUGCCCACAUUCUUUCCCUGAGAUUUUGUUAUGUUAAAGUGCAUCUCUGGGUGAGCCGUCCCUGGGAGCUGUGGUGGGCAGUGGGAGGCUUCAUUCCUUACUGACUUUGGCCAGCGGCCAUCCAGCACUGGGCAUCUGCAAGCCUCAGCCCUCCCUUUCCUGCUUCUGUUUGUCACAAUGAGAACAGAUGCUGCAAAUCUAGAGAUUGACUCCUGGGGUGUUAAUUCUAAUGUAUGAUGUGCAAGAGCAGGGUGGAGGGAUGGCACAACUGCCAACCUAUUUCAGGUUAUUGUAGCUCUGAUGACUAAAAAUUGAAGAUGCAUUCACUUUUCAGCAGGUAUUAUGGUCUCUGGGCCUCUGCCGUGUUUUUUCCUGACUUUCUCAGCUAAGUUUGUUACUGUGUCAGUGACUCCAUCUGUGGACCUGCAAUAACAAGGAUCUGUGCCUCUCCUGCUCCACCUGCAAGACAAAUGAGAUCUGGGUCAGGUGGGAGCAGUGGGUUGCUUUUCCCUGAGCUGUGCAGUGCACAACUUGUGCUGGCUGCCUGCCUCCUGCUGGAGAACAGCUUGUAGCUGCUCUGGCAGGAGGUCAGACAUAACCACAAGAUGAUGCCUGAUCUGAGUUGAAGCCUGCUCCUUCAAAGGGUGCCCGUUUAAAAAUUAAACUCUUUUUUUUUUUUUUUUGGACUAGGUAGAGUGAGUUCAUCCUAGCUGAGUGCUUUGUCACAUGGCUCCACCACUGUUAGGAAGGCUGAGAACAAAUUGAUUGCAUUGUCAGACCACUGCCUCUCUUUCCUGUACCUACUGGAAUUGAUGGUGCCUGGGUGGUGUUGGGAAAGUUUUCCCAAAUUGCUGCUGCUUUCACAUGCUGAAUACCUUGCAGUGUUAUUACGAAGGUGAAUUCUCCUAAAAUAGGCUCUUUUUUACAUUUAACAAACACAACCUAUGUUAUGCGAUUCUUGUCCCUCUCUUGCAUUUUAUUUUUAAAUAAAGUUGCUAAUGCCAGUGUUCUGUGUCAAUAUGCAAGCACAUCACUUCUGCAAACCCUACACAUGCCUAAAACAGAGCUCCUGGCUCCUACGUUGUUCAUGCCCUGUCUUUUGCAGGGACCCCUCUGCCUUGCUGGAGCUUCCCCUCCUUGUGGGGCUGUGCAGGAGCAUUGCUGCUCCUAAUCCCACCCUCACCACCCCAAAACAAGCUGCAAAGAGCUCCUCAGAGGCCUGUUUCUGAGCACUGCUGAGGAGCCGCAGCAGCGCCACGUUCAUCUUGUGCAGACCUCCCUGCAAGAAAUCCCCUGGCAAUGGCCCCAAAAUGCUAGGGCUGGGUGAGCCCCUACCCUGGCCACCCACAACUAAGCUCCUGGCCCCCAAACCUCCUUCCAGCCUCGUUUCCCCAGAGCUGGGGCAGGCAGACGUUCCCACAGCCGUCCUGCCACAGUGAGCCCCUGCCAGCUCUGGGAAAAGCAGCUUUCCUUGCAUCAGUGGCACGAACAGGAGCCUAAAAAUAUCAGCACCCCCCCCUCCCACCCCUUUCCUUUUAGCUGGGGGGAAAACAGGGUUGAAAACUAACAGUGUGAACCUUCCCCUUCUAGUUCGCAGCUGUGCUAUUUUUAAAGGCCGUUCCUUCUGAAAUGCCUCGGUUCCAGUUGUUUUCCAAAACCAGAAAUACCAAUGAUGUGCGUUUUUCCCCACAGCGGAUCAUUCAACAAAGCUGCGUUUCACGAAGCCCCAAGCCUGCCAACAUUUUUGCAAAAAUAAUCUGCCCAGCCUUUGUUUUCAUGAGCGAUUAUCGGAUUUGGGUGAAUUUUACUGGAUUUAAAAUUUCUUGGAAAGCUGGUGGCAUUAGGAGUACAAAACCUUUAAAAAAAAAAAAAGAGUUUGUUGUUGUUUCUUCUCUCUCUCUCUUUUUUUUUUUUUCUUUUUUCUUUUUAACUGAAAAAUGUAAUUCAGGGCCCUGUUAACUGCCUGUAUGUCUCUCCUAGCCCAGCCUAGGAUGAAACCUGAAUCCCCCGAUUGCCUUGCCUCCCCGUGGGGCUGGAGGUUGGAGCCACCUGGAGGAUGACUGGAGCUGGAAGAUGUAUGGAGCUGGUGGAGCUGGACACCAUGAGGUUCCUUGUAGGGAAAAAUAAGGAUCAGCCAAGCCACCACCAGGUAGGCAACCCAGUGCUGAGCCUGGGGUACCUCCUUCUGCUGGCUGGGGCCGGCCCCAGCUCGUCCUUGCUCAUCCUCUGUGCGCAGCAGCCUCUAUCCGAGGAAGGUAAGGGAUUGUCCGUCAGUUUAGCACUGUUCGCUCCUGAGGGCUGGAUGUUACCACAGCUGGGAGACAGUCGUGUUCAGUAAAAAUUCCUGGGGAAAUCUGAUUUGGAAGAACUUCGCAUCAAAGUAGCUGUGGGUCAGGGGAAAUAUGCAUUUGAACCGAGUGAGCAAAUAUGUUAAUUCAAAAGGAAUUAAAAAAAAAAUAAUAAUAAAAAGGCUGUAAGGUC